Molecule: messenger RNA, 10123 nt
Organism: Nematostella vectensis (starlet sea anemone)
Lineage: Eukaryota; Metazoa; Cnidaria; Anthozoa; Actiniaria; Edwardsiidae
Product: stabilin-2
Exons: 74
Coding region: 413-8227 (2604 amino acids)
Molecular function (GO): calcium ion binding
Source: RefSeq, a predicted model, not a curated record
ACAUUUUGUCUAUGCGGUGCGGCAAUUUCGCGGGUUUUUCCGCGGUCCACUGAACGAAAUCAUAAUUAACAUUUUCAUCAUGAUUUAUAACUGAAGUUGAGGUGGUCAUUAGGAUAUUGGACUAUGUGCAUGUUUUAAUAGCAGCAACUUAAAUGUGUUGUAAACAUGAAAUGCUAGCUCUCGUGAUUCGCCGAACGUCAUCUGACAUUUGUUUGACGUACUCUCAUGAAAUUCAAAUGUUAGGAUUCUUAGCUCAUUGGCUAAAAUCGUGACCUGUGUGUCUGUCCUCUCAGCGAAUGCUUUCACGGAUUCUUGACUACAAGUUCUAAUUUAUCACUAUCAUACAUAACUUGUUUGCUCCUACUGCAUAAGGAUGAUUUGAUUGGAUCUGUCGAAAGAGUUCGGUCGAAAGAUGCGAUGUGAUAACCUACUACGUUUGUCCACCAUCUUGGUUUAUUUCGUAUUUGUUUUGAGCAUCUUUUACACGGAAGUGAUAGGGCAGAUCAAUAUAUGCAGCGAAAAGAGGGAAGAAGUUAGAAGAACUGUGUGUAAUGAAUGUUCCCACAACUCUCUCAGGCAAUGUCCUUCAGGAUACACUCAGGACAGCUCCGGAAUCGGAGUGCAUGAUGCAAAUACGUGUAGAUUAACUCUCUCAUUUACUGAUGGGAGGAUAGUCAGAAUUGGAGGCUGCUAUCAUUUAUGCAGAAGGAAUAUAAGCGUCGAGCAAUGUUGUAGCGGCUACUGGGGCAAAGACUGCCAAGCAUGCCCUGGGAGCCCUGUGUGUAGUUCUGGUGGCAACUGUUUUGAUAAGAAAAGUGGAAACGGGACUUGCAGCUGCCAGGAUGGCUUUAAGGGUAGUGCAUGUGAGUUUUGUACUUCACCGACGAGGUUUGGAGCAGGCUGCAACCAAAACUGCAGUUGUGAGCAUGGAGAAUGUGAUAGUGGUGUCCAAGGGAGUGGUCUGUGCAAGCCCUACUCCUGCCAGAUUGGUUACAUUGGACAGAAUUGCAAUCAGCGUCUCCCAGCUUGUGACCACGCUCUUUGCGGAAACCACUCAGACUGCUUCAAGAUCAACGGCACCGACAUCUGUGUGUGUGAGCCUGGGUAUACAGGAGAUGGCCAACACUGUACAGCUAUCAACCCUUGUGCUAGCAAUGGCCAUGGGUGUCACAAGAAUGCUGCCUGCCAUUUUAAAGGCCCAGGAAAACACUCUUGCACAUGCGUCGAGGGAUAUACCGGGGAUGGCACUGUUUGUACUGUUAUCGACCCCUGUCAGACAUCUAAUGGAGGUUGUCCUUCAAACUCAAGUGUUUGUAACUUCUUAGGACCCAACAAGGGCAAUUGCUCCUGUUUGCCUGGAUUCGAGAAUUUCCAGGAUGGAGCAGGUUGUUCCAUGGUCGAUUUGUGCAAAGGAGGUGGUGGUUGUGACAUAAAUGCCAACUGUAUCAUGCCGAGUCCUGGCCAAAAGAUGUGCAUUUGUAAGGAUGGCUUUCGAGGGAAUUUUAAUAACACUCAUUGCUAUGGGAGUAUAAUCCAGCGACUCGAAGACCUCAAUGAUGCAGGCCCAGCUGAAGUCAGAUCCAAGUUGACAAUUGCGAGACGACUUGUUGCAGCCCUCGCAUGGCCUCUGGCUGGAAGUGGACCAUUUACUGCCCUUGUCCCUACUGAUCAGGGCUUUCUCAAGUCCUUGUCUCAAGCCAAGAUUGAUGAGACUUUAUCCAGCCCAGAUUUAUCAGGAUAUCUAGCUCGCCUACACAUUAUUGCCUCUGAUUUAGAUUCUGUAAAACUGAAGGCUUUAGGGACAGUUACAACACUACAAGGGACCAACGCUACUAUCACAGAAAAAAAUGGCACUUUGUAUUUCUCGGGUUCAGGACAGGACGCCAUGGCAAGAAUUAUAAUGACCGAUCUGAUUGCUGGCAAUGGGUUAAUCCAUAUCCUAGACACAGCCAUGAAGUACCCCGCUAACUUCUCGUCUUCUAGUGAUAUGUCAGUCCUGGAUGUGAUUCAAAGCAGUAACGAAUUGUCAACGCUCAGCUCCCUUCUCCAGUUAUCUGGCGUUGGUAGCACCCUCGUUGGCUUGUCAUUACCGGUUACCAUCUUCGCUCCUGUGAAUGCUGCCUUUAGUAGUGUGGAUAACGUCACGAUACGUUACCUGACCACCACACAACAGGGGAAGCAAAAGCUUUCGAUGCUGCUGAAAAACCACAUCUUUGAUACAAAGAUUAACGUUGAAGAUCUCAUCACAAUGAAUCGAAUAACAUCCAGUACCGAGGAGUCUUCACUAGUCAGCCUCAAACAACAGGGGCUGCUUGUCCUAGGGAGAAACUCAAGGUUGAUCAGCGCUAACCUCGGCGCGCGGGAUGGAGUUUUGCACAUGGUUGAUCACGUGAUUGUACCAGACAGUCUGAUGCCCCUGGUACCGAGAUACUGUAACAUCAUCACGAACCAGACUUCCAGGGGACGUUGUUACCACUGUCAGCUUAUCGACAAGUUUCCGAACCGUGGAUGUGAAAGUGACACUAUACCGUCUGGUUUGAAGCAGGCAUGCACGUACUAUGUGCGCUACAGCUAUCAAAUCUUCAGAUUUUCAGGAUGCACGAUGAGCUCUUGCCGGAAAAAGAUAGAGACCCCAGAGUGCUGUGCAGGUUUCUACAGUCCCGCAUGUCAUCCGUGCCCAGGACCUCUCGACAAUCCGUGUUACGGGAACGGCAAGUGCUCCGAUAAGAUUAGCGGGUCUGGAGUAUGCACAUGUGAGCCCGCAUUCAAAGGUACAGCGUGCGAGCUUUGUGCGAACAGCAACCAGUAUGGAAAACACUGCAAUCAAACAUGCACGUGCGUCCACGGCAUUUGUAUGGGCGGUAUCCAUGGUAACGGCACAUGCAAGCCCGGCACAUGCCUUGCUGGUUACCACGGUAACAACUGUGACUUGCGUGACAUGCCGUGCUCCGGGUCGACCCCCCUGAGCUGCCAUAUCCACGCACACUGUGUCAGGGAGAAUGGACUGGACCAAUGUAAAUGUAACAGCGGAUAUGAGGGAUCUGGUCAGCAGUGUUACGAGAUUGACCCAUGCGCAAAGUCUGACCGUGGCGGCUGUCAUAAGGACGCAAUCUGCAAACGGACCGGACCUAAUAUGAACAACUGCUCAUGCGCAAAUGGUUUCCGUGGAGACGGCAUCGAAUGUGUACCCAUCGACCCCUGCCUAGAAUCGGAUAAGGGAAGUUGUCAUGACAACGCUAUUUGCAAAUACACUGGCCCGGGGCAGAGCAUAUGUGCCUGCAAUGCAGGGUACACUGGAGAUGGGAGAGCCUGCGUAGAGAUCAACAACUGCCUUGUCAACAACGGUGAUUGUGCCUCAAAGGCCUACUGUACGCGGACCGGUCCUGCGACCCAUAAUUGCACGUGUAACUGGGGAUAUGCCGGUGAUGGUUACACAUGCCUUGCUUCUGUUGCUACGGUCGUGGAAGAGAAUGCGAACCUUAAAGAGUUGUCCAAAUUUGUUUCGAAAACGAACCUCCGCUACUACCUGGCUAGCGCGCCGCUUAUGACGCUGUUUGCGCCCUCAUCUGCAGCGAUAGCCUCGAUAGCCAGCGAUGACCUUGCGUAUUGGAGCGCAUCAUCCGACCGUAUGGAAUACUUGAUCAAAUAUCAUAUUGGUAAUUCCUCUUACUCUGUGGCAAUGCUGAGGAACAUCUCUGUUGUACCUGUACUAAACGGACGGAUACUGAACUUGACGUAUACGAACUUUCAGAUUGUUCUAAACGACGUGGCAGUCAUCCAAAGCAACAUCAGUACUAUCAAUGGAAUGGUUUAUAUUAUCAACAAGGUUCUUAUACCGCCUAGACUAUUAUCACCCGUGUUACCCACAGUCAAUGAGCUGCUACAAAACACGCCUUCUCUCAGCGACCUUUAUAACAUCUCAAAGAUAUUCAACCUUCUACCAACCUUGGAGGCUUGUGAUGGCUGUACUAUCUUUGCGCCUUCUAACCAGGCUUUACGGAGGUUCUACCUGAAAAACAACCUGACACCAACGAUUCUCAAGUACCACGUGGUCCCUCAAUACAUCAGCAUUAAGAGCGUCUACAACGGCCAGCAGUUUAGCACCUACCUGGGCAGGGAUUACCUUAUAAGGGUCACUCUCAAUGACUUUAAGGUGAAUGGUUUCCAAGUGAACGCUACCAUGCUGCCAGCUCGUAAGGCGGUGAUCUAUGUCCUUGAUGGUGUGCUGGUGCCCACCAAGAGCCAGUGUAAUGAGUACAACACCAUUACGAGAUAUACUAGCUGUACUCUUUGCUGGCUUGCUGAUUGCCCAAGCUCAUAUCGCACAGUGUCCGUAAAAUCUUGCAGCGUUUUCUUCUUCUGCUAUGCUACUUGUCAAAAAACCAUUAUGACACCUAAGUGUUGCAAAGGCUUCUGGGGAAAUGACUGCCAAGCUUGUCCAGGAAAUGUGACCGCGCCAUGUCUUGGUAAUGGCCAGUGUUCGGAUGGGCUGAGGGGGAAUGGGCACUGCAAUUGCUCAGCCAAUUUCACUGGGACGGAGUGUGAGAAGUGCAUCCCUUCUAAAUAUGGAAAAGAUUGCUCAUCACGCUGUCGAUGCGUCAACGGUCGGUGCAGUGCGGGAAGGACUGGGGACGGCUCGUGCACAUGCAAUCACGGCUGGAAGGGGCAAUACUGCAAUCAAUCUGCUAAUUACGCACAAUGUCUUCCCGCCCGUUGUCACACCCAUUCAACGUGUCGCGAUGAGAAUGGGGUCCCAAGGUGUGUCUGUGAUGAUGGCUACACUGGGAAUGGUACUUACUGUCGAGUGAUUCAUCCUUGUGAGAAAAACAAUGGUGGCUGUCAUGAUAACGCCAUAUGCUCUCGAAACCUUGUCAAGCCCUUUCUCGCAGUCUGCACGUGUAACCAGGGAUACAGUGGAGAUGGACAGUACUGCUAUGAAAUCGAUUUGUGCCAGGUGGACAAUGGCGGUUGUCAUGCAAAUGCAUUGUGCUUGAAGACGGGGCCAGGAAAGCGAUCAUGUCAUUGCAAGGCAGGAUACACUGGCGAUGGCUUAACUAGCUGUACGGCUUUUAACCCUUGCGUCUUUGACAAUGGCGGAUGUAGUUUGAGGGCCCGCUGUGAGGAGACUGGACCUGGUCAGCGGAAGUGCACAUGUGCCGCUCCUUAUGUCGGUGAUGGCGUGACAUGUAAUGGUGACAGUAUUGAGGUUCUCCUAACAGACCCCGAGUUGUCUAAGGCGGCCGAUCUCCUCAAGGCAAAUGGGCUUGACGACCUUUUUAAAACAUCUACUUCUCUCACAUUUGCCGCUCCGACCAACAAAGCAUUUGAUAAAUUGACUCCGCAAACCAGAAAACGUCGCAGUGUUUCUUCUCAAGCCAGCGUGGAUCAGUAUCUGCGAUACCAUAUGGUCAGCUGCGUGCGCAUGACCAAUGAGACUUUACAGCGAGGUGGAGAAUUCACGUCACUCCUGGGCCCGCCCAUCUGGCUUAUCAACAAUGGAUCCCAGUUGUACUUCAUGGACUCGUGGAACAACACAGCAUUAGUGACGCAAGUGUACGCCUCGUCCAAUGGCUAUGUGUUCAAGCUGAAGACCCUGCUGGAACCACCUUUACUUCAAACCAACUACCCACAGCUUUCUCUCCCUGAUGCCGCUCAGAAAUUGGGCUACUCACAGAGUGUCGAUCUACUUAAGAUGUCUGGCCUAGGCAGUCUUUUCAGCAGUCCCUAUGGCCGUCCAUUCCUGGUUUUCCUGGCCACUAAUGGGGCCUUGAAUAAGCUCCCCAGUGAGAUGAGAACCCGACUAACAAGCCCUUCCCACAUAGACGAACUGCGGAAAUACAACAAGUACCACGUGGUUGAGAACGCACCGUCUAACAUCAGCACAGAUUUCCUGGUCCGUGGAGGGGGAGGCGUAGAGCUGAGGACCAUGGAAGGCGAGACCCUGUUCUUGUCGUGUCGUGGUGGAAAGGGUGACAUUUAUGUGAACGGUCUCAGUAAGAUCGUGCAGAGAGACAUCAGGUUCGAUGGCGGCGUUGCGUUUGGUAUCGAUUCGAUUCUUCUGCCGCUAGGACUCGGCGGGAGCUGUGACGAGGUCACUCAUCAGACUUUUAAUGGUUCGUGCGGGAACUGCUUCACCUCUCUCAGAUGUCCCUCGGAUGCCUCCCGUGUGGGUACGGCUACUCAACACUGCCAGCAUGAGGGAGACGCACUUGGUUGUAUGCCUCUUUGUCUGCGGCGGCUUAGAGUUAAAAAGUGUUGUUCCAACUUCUAUGGACCUGACUGCAGGGCUUGCCCUGGCGACAUCAGACUACCGUGCAGUGGGCGGGGCCAGUGUGAUGACGGGCUGACAGGUACUGGUAGCUGCACAUGUGAUGCGCCAUAUGUGGGCACAUCUUGUGAGCGAUGCAAUGACAACACUACAUGUCCAGUAUUCCCUUCGUGCAACGUCAACAGCGGUGGUUGUCACGCGUUUGCCACGUGUUUAGAACAGUCUGGUCGCGUGAACUGCACGUGUAACAAUGGUUACGAAGGAGAUGGGUUCUAUUGCCAGAUGAUUGACAGGUGUAGUCAUGACAACGGCGGAUGUGGUCCGAACGCAACAUGUCACUUUCAAGGACCGGGGCAGCGCGUUUGUCAGUGCAAACAGGGAUUCCACAUGGUUCGGGAUUCCUGUGUUGGUCACGCUCCCGGGUCACAGUGUGCUGUCAAUCACGGCGGAUGUUCUAUCAACGCCGGGUGUAGUGACACAACUGGUCAUGUCGUGUGCACGUGCUUGGUGGGAUACACAGGGGAUGGAAUCACGUGUGAGGGCAAUGUUUUACAGGUUUUACAAAGCUCGAUAAAACUGAAAGAAUUUUACAAGGCGGUGUAUUUUCUUAUGAACUCUGGUAAUGGAAAUAUCCUUUUUUCUGAACUGCAAUCAACACAGAGGAACUUCACAGUCUUUGCACCAAUACGCAGUGCAGUCGGGUCAAAGAAAUUCACGUUGGAGUUGCUGAAGCAUCACGUGGUCUUGGGGAGUGUUACGUUAUUGCACAUGGCAAACGGAACAACGCUGACCACACUCCUUGGCUCAAAACUUGUUAUUCGCAAGUUAGAACAUGGGGUGGUGACGGUAAAUGGUGUAGCGCAUGUGUUGGGGGAUAUUAUUGCAUCGAAUGGCAUUAUCCAUGUACUGGAUCAAGUCCUUCCGAUCGUUGGACCUGUUCCUCCGCAACCUACAACUGUAGCCCCGCCCAUGACAUCAGGACCUACUACUACCACGCCUAUCAGUACAUCGGCAGCCCCGGAGAUAACAACUGCAAAUCCUGGAUCGCCAAGCACUACUACAAAAUCAGUCACAACUCCUCAGACAUCUCCCAAAACCCCUCAAACACCAGCCACUUUACCCACGACCCAAACACCAGAACCAGGUACAGAGAAAACCAUGCCAACCACAGCGACCCCAGGCACGGGACAGCCGACCACGCCCCUCACGACUAGUGUGCCUUCUGAUAGAUCGACCGAGCAGCAGACUUCAUCUCCUCCCUCUACCACUGCAAAGGCUGCUGUUUAUGGAAAACAGAAAAGCCAGGGCGAAGGUCUCAGUGGUGGAAGUAUUGGUGGUAUCAUAUUCGCUGUUAUCUUCCUUCUUGUCAUCAUGGCUGCUGUCAUCUGGUACUACAGAAAGAAGUCGCUUCCGCCAGCAUCCUUCAGAUAUUUUAAGAAUGACGAUGACACCGCACCUUACAACAGUGACGUAUUCAACGAAAGCCAAGUAACCAAUGACAACGCCAUGUUUGACGUCGUCUCAGUUCCAGGCCCCUCGCGAAUUGAUGUCAAAGACAACAGAGGCCAAAUAGUCAAAGAACAUUCUGCUUUUCCUAUGGUCGGCGUUUCAGAAUUUGACAAUCCCUUGUACAUGUUAGACGAGACUGAUAUCCAGCGGAUCGCGCCUGAUGAGUCACCCGCGAUAGAGCCGCCAGGCGUCGAGAAUCCACUGUACGCUGAGAUAAGCUCUGGUGUGCCCAAAGACGAAGAGAAACCAGACAAGCCGCAUGACUACGAGAACCCGCUAUACGCCGAGGCGGCCAAAGCUGAUUUAAAGGAAGAAGAAGAAAUCCCUGCAGAAAAGCUGGAGCUGCAUGAGCAAUCUGCGAAACAAGGUGAUGAAAAGUUGACACUACCCCCCACGGGCGGGCCCGCUACCACCCCUCUGGACCUGGAGAUCGACUCCCGCUUAGUGUAGAUAUAAUGACGCAAGAGCUCAUGGGAGUAAGAGUAGAAUAUAACCGAUUAUAGCCUCACCAGAUCACACUACCCCUCACGGGCAGUCACGGUAUCAAUGCAAGUUACUUAAUUAUUCGUUAGAUAACGUGCAUUUAUUGUGAGAAGUCAGCUUUUAUAUCUCUUUCACAUAAAGAGCGACCUGGCACGCUUAGCGUGAUAAGAGGUAUUUUUUUUUAAUGCAUUCGUACUUUAUUAGGUUAAUCAGCGUAUUUACGGAUGAGCUCUGUUGAGUCCAAGACUUGCCAACAUAAGCUCUAGUCCACAACGACACAAAGUGUCCAUUCGUACUCAAGAUAAACACCGCGUGUAUGCAUCUUUGGCAUCACGUGGAGAGCGUGCGCACAUCGUGUAUGUCUCUGCGGCAUCACGUGGAGAGCAUGCGCACAUCGUGUAUGUCUCUGCGGCAUCAUGUGGAGAGCAUGCGCACAUCGUGUAUGCCUCUGCGGCAUCACGUGGAGAGCAUGCGCACAUCGUGUAUGCCUCUGCGGCAUCAUGUGGAGAGCAUGCGCACAUCGUGUAUUCCUCUGCGGCAUCACGUGGAGAGCAUGCGCACAUCGUGUAUGUCUCUGCGGCAUCAUGUGGAGAGCAUGCGCACAUCGUGUAUGUCUCUGCGGCAUCAUGUGGAGAGCAUGCGCACAUCGUGUAUGUCUCUGCGGCAUCACGUGGAAAGCAUGCGCACAUCGUGUAUGCCUCUGCGGCAUCACGUGGAGAGCAUGCGCACAUCGUGUAUGCCUCUGCGGCAUCACGUGGAGAGCAUGCGCACAUCGUUUAUGCUUCUGCGGCAUCACGUAGAGAGCAUGCGCACAUCGUUUAUGCUUCUGCAUCAUCGCGAAGGAGCAUGCGUAUAACGUACGUACAAAGUUUAGCAUAUGCCGCAUUCACACUAGCACCGGAAUAUAUUCACAACAACUAAAACCGCCUAUUUACGCCCCUACAUAACACCGAGUCGAACAAAAUACAUUAACUUCUAUUGGCUUAUUUAAAGAUCGUCAAUCAGCCAUUUAUUUGUUAUUGUUUGCAUUUUAACAUAAGGGUCUAUGUGCAAAAGAAAGAAAGCUUUAAGAUAUCCAUCUAAAAUGGAAGUCUGUUCCAGUUUCUCGAUUACUUAACUCGAUUACUCACUUGAAUUAGCAGAUGUCCGUUAGAUGUACUCGCCCGCUCAGAGCCUCCUCGCUUCGCUCGUCGCGGCAUUUUGGCUGAGCGUCACUGGACGAGAGAAGUCUGGAGGCCCGGGUUCCCAGGGUACGUUAGAUGAUGAUGGCCCAGUACUAUGCGGGAGCGUAAAAUGGCGGCUGCAUGCGCAGUGUCACAAAUGUGAACACGUGACCCAUGACAGGAAAAAGUUAGUUGUCUCGUAAGCAUUUGUUAUUCACAAUACUUAAAAAAGCCAAGGGAGAUCACAUUGAUCUGGAGCACUGAUUGUGCAGGAAACUUUUAGCAGUUUCGGGUAAAAACAUUGAACUCUCUCCGGGGGAAUAUUUCCCUCAGUCCUCGAAGGUCGCACAGGCUAUCCUAUAGUCGACGUUCAUUCAAUAUAUCUUGAUUUUGAACUACUGAGGUAGGGAUUGAUAUUGGAACAACCAGAUGCUGCUAACUUACACGGGGUACCAGUGCCUCCAGACUUCUCUUAAAAGAGACGUCACUAGUGACGCUCAGCCAAAAUACCGCGACGAGGCUCUGGGCGGGCGGUUAGCUCUUUUUCAGUUCCAGAAAUACAAAUUCGUUCCUCGCUUCGAUCGUCAAGGCAUUUUGACUAAGCGUCACUGGACGAGAGAUGCCUGGAGGGUCUGGUGCCCAGGGUACUGCUAACUGUGCAUGUAAAGCAAUUGUUUAAUGAAUAAAAAGGAGAUCUCUU